AUGUCUUCUAUGCGCAACGCCGUCCAGCGUCGCUCCCACAGGGAGCGCGCUCAGCCUCUGGAGCGCCAACGUUUCGGCCUCCUCGAAAAGCACAAGGAUUACUCCCUCCGUGCCAAGGACUACAACAAGAAGAAAGCCACGAUCAAAUCCCUGCGCGAAAAGGCCGCCGACCGAAACGAAGAUGAAUUCUACUUUGGCAUGCUCAGCCGCAACUCCAUGGGUUCGCGCCUCAAGGACGGCAGAAAGUGGUCCGGUACCGUCGCCGGCGACCGCGGCAACAAGGCUAUGGACAUGGACACGGUACGGCUGCUCAAGACGCAAGAUGUCGGCUACAUACGCACCAUGCGCAACGUCAUCUCCAAGGAGGUGAGGCGUCUGGAGGAGCAGAUUGUCCUGAUUGGCGGCAUCGAUGCGGCGAACCACAACGGCGGUGACGACGACGACGACGACGACCUGAAUUCCGACAGCGACGCCGAAGAAAGUGUCAGGAAACCCACCGGACCGAGAAAGAUUGUCUUCCUGGACGCUGCGGAGGCGGAGGCCAAGGCAAAGUCCGCUGACAAGGGACCGAUGGAUCUGGACGACGAAGAAGGAGACGAGGACGAGUUGGAAGGGUUCGACGACGCCAAGGGUGACGGUGAAGGCGACGACGAUGCCACGGAAAGCAGGGAAAAACAAGUGGCGCGGUUACGGCUGCAACUACAAAACGCCAAGAAGAAGCUCAAAGUCUUGACCAAGGCGGAGCAGGGUCUCGAGAUACAGCGGGCCAAGAUGGCAAAGAGCGCGACCUCGGGCGGCACGACGAGAAAGGGCAAGAAGAUCAUGGUCCGGGCCCGCAAGAGGUGA
Colletotrichum phormii is the source of this 846-nucleotide messenger RNA. RefSeq names its product small-subunit processome. Gene Ontology annotation, cellular component: small-subunit processome; nucleolus. The record is from RefSeq and is a predicted model, not a curated record. The transcript has 2 exons. Gene Ontology annotation, biological process: rRNA processing. Bases 1 to 846 code for a protein of 281 amino acids. NCBI's taxonomy places the organism in Eukaryota, Fungi, Ascomycota, Sordariomycetes, Glomerellales, Glomerellaceae.